This is a messenger RNA of Coregonus sp. 'balchen', 12720 nucleotides long. Lineage: Eukaryota; Metazoa; Chordata; Actinopteri; Salmoniformes; Salmonidae. The record is from the annotation of a GenBank genome assembly.
GCUGAUUGGUUGGCCACGUAGCCAGUGCCAAGCCUUUUAAUCGGAAGUUAGCGAGAAGGCUAAUUUCGAAGCUAGGUCUCGAACUCCUGCUAACUACAUAAAAACAUAACGUGGAAUGUGUAUUUUACCAUUUCAGAAAAUAUACUUUUUAAACAUUGAAGGUAAGAUUUCUUAUUUAAUUAAAGGCAAAUAGCUUGUGGAUAUCAUAUCAGCUGACUGACGAAGCUUGGUGGCUAGCUAACUAGUCAGCUAGUUAUGCUAAUCAACAAAAUAUGUGUUUGCUGAUUAUCAUCAGUCAACUAUGUUCAAAUGACUAAGUAGCAAAUUCGUUUAUUAUGUAAUCUUACGAUAUAGUUAGCUAACGUCAGUUAAUAAUUGUUUGUAUCCAACCUUGUGUAUUGAAAAGUAUUAUGCUAGCUAGCUACAGUAGUUGGCUGGCUAUCUUCUAGCAUUAACUAACGUUGGCUCUUUUUAAUCACCUUAGCUAACUAGGUAGCUUACUAACGUUACGUUGCUCUGACAGUGCAAAUACUAACACACGUUACUGUUAUAUCAUAUCCCAGUUUCGUAGAUGAAACGUUAAUGCAGGUAGCUAGCUAGGUCUUAAAGUAGCGAGGCAUCUGGCAAACAUGAUGUAUUCAAUCAUUUUCUGAGGCUGAGUAUACAUUACAUGGCCAGAAGUAUGUGGACACCUGCUCGUUGAACAUCUCAUUCCAAUAUCAUGGGUAUUAAUAUGGAGUUGGUCCCCCUUUUGCUGCUAUAACAUCCUCUACUCUUCUGGGAAGGCUUUCCACUAGAUUUUGUAACAUUGCUGCGGGGAUUUUCAUUCAGCCACAAGAGCAUUAGUGAGGUCGGGCACUGAUGUUGGGACAUUAGGCCUGGCUCACAGUUGCCUUUCCAAUUCAUGUGUUCGAUGGGGUUGAGGUCAACCCAGAUUUGUCCGUCGGACUACCAGAUGGUGAGUCAUGAUUCAUCACUCCAGAGAACGCGUUUCCAGAGCCCAAUGGCGGCAAGCUCCAGCCGACGCUUGGCAUUGCACAUGGUGAUCUUAGGCUUGUGUGCGGCUGCUCGACCAUGGAAAUUUCAUGAAGCACCCGACGAACAGUUAUUGUGCUGAUGUUGCUUUCAGAGGCAGUUUGGAACUCUGUAGUGAGUGUUGCAACCGAGGACAGAUUAUUUUUACGCGGCCCGUUCUGUGAGCUUGUGUGGUCUACCACUUCACGGCUGAGCCGUUGUUGCUCCUAGACGUUUCCACUUCACAAUAACAGCACUUACAGUUGACAGGGGCAGCUGUAGCAGGGCAGAAAUUUUACGGACUGACUUGUUGGAAAGGUGCCAUCCUAUGACAGUGCCACGUUGAAAGUCACUGAUCUCUUCAGUACGGACCAUUUUGCUGCCAAUAUUUGUCUAUGGAGAUUGCAUGGCUGUGUGCUCGAUUUUACAUUUACAUUUUAGUCAUUUAGCAGACGCUCUUAUCCAGAGCGACUUACAGUUAGUGAGUGCAUACAUUUUCAUACUGGCCCCCGUGGUAAACGAACCCACAACCCUGGCGUUGCAAGCGCCAUGCUCUUUCAACUGAGCUACAGGGGACUUUUAUACACCUGUCAGCAACUGGUGUGGCUGAAAUAGACGAAUUCACUAAUUUGAAGGGGUGUCCACAUACUAUUGUGUAUGUGGUUUGGUGUGUGUAAAGCCAAAUGACUAAAGUCUAUACCUGUUGUAUUCGGCGCAUGUGACCAAUACGAUUUGAUUUGCAUCUUCUUGAGACUAUAAAGAAAUCAACAGUAGAAAUAUGAAUAUUCUUAGUUAGACUAUUUGGCUAGUGUUUUUAAGGCAUUAGCAUAGAUUACCACAUUAUGAGUCAUAAUACCCAUAAAACCUAGCGGUCAAACUGGGAAAUGGUUCCAGUCGUUUUUUCCACCAUAACUUUUUCCAUUGUUUGAAAAAAAUUCAAAUUUGAUUUGUCACAUACACGUGUUUAGCAGAUGUUAUAGCGGGUGUAGCGAAAUGCUUGUGCUUCUAGCUCCGACAGUGCAGAAAUAUCGAACAAGUAACAUCUAACAAUUUCACAACAUAUACACACAAAACUAGUAAGGAAUGGGAUUUAAGAAUAUAUACAGAUAUGGACAAGCAAUGACAGAGCGGCAUGGACUAAGAUACAGUAGAAUAUUAUAGAAUAGAAUGCAGUAUAUACAUAUGAGAUGAGUAGUGCAAGAUAUGUAAACAUUAUUAAAGUGACUAGUGUUCAAUUUCUUAAAGUGGCCAGUGAGUUCAAUAGGCCAGCAGCAGCCUCUAAUGUGCUAGUGAUGGCUAUUUAACAGUCUGAUGGCCUUGAGAUAGAAGCUGUUUUUCAUUCUCUCGGUCCCAGCUUUGUACUGACCUCGCCUUCUGGAUGAUAGCGGGGUGAACAGGCAGUGGCUCAGGUGGUUGAUGUCCUUGAUGAUCUUUUUUGCCUUCCUGUGACAUCGGGUGCUGUAUGUGUCUUGGAGGGCGGGUAGUUUGCCCCCGGUAAUACGUUCGACAGACCGCACCACGCUCUGGAGAGUCCUGCUGUUGCAGGCGGUGCAGUUGCUGUACCAGACGGUAAUACAGCCCGACAGGAUGCUCUCAAUUGUGCAUCUGUAAAAGUUUGAGGGUUUUAGGUGCCAAGACGAAUUUCUUCAGCCUCCUGAGGGUGAAGAGGCUGUGUUGCACCUUCUUCACCACACUGUCUGCGUGGGUGGACCAUUUCAGUUUGUCGGUGAUGUGUACGCCAAGGAACUUGAAGCUUUCCACCUUCUCCACUGUAGUCCCGUCGAUGUGGAUAGGGGGGUGCACCCUCUGCUGUUUCCUGAAGUCCACGAUCAUCUCCUUUGUUUUGUUGAUGUUGAGUGAGAGGUUAUUUUCCUGGCACCACACUCCCAGAGCCCUCACCUCCUCCCUGUAGGCGGUCUCGUCAUUGUUGGUAAUCAAGCCUACUACUGUUGUGUCGUCUGCAAACUUGACGAUUUGAGUUGGAGGCGUGCUUGGCCACGCAGUCAUGGGUGAACAGGGAGUAUAGGAGGGGGCAGAGCACGCACCCUUGUGGGGCCCCAGUGAGGAUCAGCGAAGUGGAGAUGUUGUUUCCUACCUUCACCACCUGGGGGCGCCCCGUCAGGAAGUCCAGGACCCAGUUGCACAGGGCGGGGUUCAGACCCAGGGCCUUGAGGUUAAUGAUGAGCUUAGAGGGUACUAUUGUCUUGAAUGCUGAGCUAUAGUCAAUGAACCGCAUUCUUACAUAGGUAUUCCUCUUGUCCAGAUGGGAUAGGGCAGUGUGCAGUGUGAUGGCGAUUGCAUCGUCUGUGGAUCUAUUGGGGCGGUAAGCAGAUGGAAGUGGGUCUAGGGUGACAGGUAAGGUAGAGGUGAUAUGAUCCUUGGCUAGUCUCUCAAAGCACUUCAUGAUGACAGAGGUGAGUGCUAUAGGGCGAUAGUCAUUUAGUUCAGUUACCUUUGCUUUCUUGGGUACAGGAACAAUGGUGGCCAUCUUGAAGCAUGUGGGAACAGCAGACUGGGAAAGGGAGAGAUUGAAUAUGUCUAUAAACACACCAGCCAGCUGGUCUGCGCAUGCUCUGAGGACUCGGCUAGGAAUGAUGUAAAAUAAGGGCUGUGUUCCGUGUAAGCUUACCCUGGCGUGACGUUUUGAUAACCGUGUAAAUCUCUAGGACAAGGUGACUUAUCAAUAUAUUCACCUGUAUUUACCCCCCAAAAAUGAAAUGCUAAUUAGCUGCUAAUGUGACUAUCAUAAAGAACUACAAAUGCCAUGAUGAUCUGUACGAGACUGAAGAAUUGAGGCAAAGGUAAGAAUCUCUGGAUUAACUAUCUGUUAGCCAAAUGUAGUACAUUUCUUUAAAUGGACAUUUCUGUUAACUGUCUUGGGGAAGUUUUAAAUUGACACUACCUGUUAGCAAAGCUGUCAGCUAGAGAUGAUGUGCUGGAGCUUACAGGGAUUUGUAGUCUUUCAUGAUGUCUACUUUGAUGCUAAUUAGCAUUUUCAAAUCUCAGAGUAAAUAAAGCCAAAAUAUUCAUAAGUCACUUUUUCUGAGAAAGUUACAUGGUUAUUAAAACGUCACGCCAGGGUAAGCCUACACGAAACACAGGCCUUAUUUUAAGUGUUUCUAAAAUCCCCUAUGGGAAAAAUGAAUGGUGGAAAAAAGGAUUGGAACCAUUUCUCUGUUUGACCGCUAGGUUUUAUGGGUAUUAUGACACCUCCACUGUGGGGCUCUGUUGACUAGCUAGGGAAAAUUCCACUGUAAGAUUUUUCACUUUAAAAUGUUUGUCAAACAAAAACCAAAGAUUGCAAAGUUAAACAAGGAAACAGUAAAUGAAUGUGCAGCAUGUUGGCCCCCAAGAGAUAAGCUUGUUCAAAGUUUGGAAUUUCAGUUGAUUACUAUAGCGCCCCCCUUGGGCCUAAUCAGUGUAAUUUUGUAAAUGCUGGAUCACUAUGGCAAGACGCAUCAUUCACCCUAGUUUUGUAAAAAUCGGGCCAGUGAUGUCUGAGAUAUUGCGUGUGACUAACAUACGAACGGACGGAGACAGAUCCGUAGUCCCCCCUCCAAUUUCAUCGUGGGGACAAUAACUAUGUUUUAGCACUCCACGGUGAAAAUAGAAAUAAGAAAUAAAUAAACGAAAGAAAAAGGACAGAGCCCUGCACACGACCUCUACAAUCAGUCUUGCAAGAGAGAGGAGAGCUUGGUGACAGCUUGGUAAGUAAGUUCUGUGUCAUAUGACUGCUGGUUGUAUCACUAACCAUGAUAUUAAAAAUGUAGUCCCCCACGAAUGAUGUAGCGCCCCCCUUGGGCCAAUCAGUGUAAUUUUGUAAAUUACAUCUCUAGGGCAAGAUGCAUUAUUCACCCAGGUUUCGUCAAAAUCGGGCUAGUGGUGUCUGAGAUCGCGUGUGACUAACGUACAGUGCCUUAUUCCACAUUUUGUUGUGUUACAGCCCGAAUUCAAAAUGGAUUAAAUAGAUAUUUAUUUUCUCAACAAAAAUACCUAAUCUACAUAAGUAUUCACACCCCUGAGUCAAUACAUGUUAGAAUCACCUUUGGCAGCAAUUACCGCUGUGAGUCUUUCUGGGUAAGUCUCUAAGAGCUUUGCACACCUGGAUUGUACAAUAUUUGCACAUUAUUCUUUUAAAAAUUAUUCGAGCUCUGUCAAGUUGGUUGUUGAUCAUUGCUAAUCAGCCAUUUUCUAGACUUGACAUAGAUUUUGAAGCCGAUUUUAAGUCAAAACUGUAACUAGGCCACUCGGGAACAUUCAAUGUCGUCUUGGUAAGCAACUCCAGUGUAGAUUUGGCAUUGUGUUUUAGGUUAUUGUCCUGCUGAAAGUUGAAUUUGUCUCCCAGUGUCUGUUGGAAAGCAGACUGAACCAGGUUUUCCUCUAGGAUUUUGCUUGUGCUUAGCUCUAUUCUGUUUCGUUUUAUCCUAAAAAAAACUCCCUACUCCUUGCCGAUGACAAGCAUACCCAUAACAUGAUGCAGCCACCAGUAUGCUUGAAAUUAUGAAGAGUAGUACUCAGUGAUGUGUUGUUGGAUUUGCCCCAAACACAACUCUUUGUAUUCAGGACAUAAAGUUAAUUUCUUUGCCACAUUUUUUGCAGUUUUACUUUAAUGCAAACAGGAUGCAUGUUUUGGAAUAUUUUUUAUUCUGUUCAGGCCUUUUCACUCUAUCAUUUAGGUUGGUAUUGUGGAGUAACUACACUGAGUAUGGUUACAUGCACAUAAUAAUGUGAUUAUUGUGGAUAGUCAGAUUUUUGCAAGAAGAACGAUUUCCCUAAUAAUCCUGUUUUUUAUAUGGACACAUCUGAAAUCCGGCUACCUGAUGGCACUCUAAAAAAAUGCAGAAAAUUGCUCCUCAUAAUAAACGUUCUACCACAGCGACCAUGCUGUUUUUGGGGAGCAUAUUUGAUUCUGAGUUAGGACAUAUAACAUUUGUAUGUGAAAAUUACUUCUAAGACGGAUAUAUUCAGUUGUUCCGAACUCACUUCACUCGCGCUAAAGAGGGAGGUUUGCGCUACCGGUGCUGGCACAUUUGCAGAUCAAAUACACAGCUGGAAUGCCGAUUUUAAGUUGUUUACAUGUCCUAAUAAUUUGAAAGAUUGCUCAGAAAACCAGGUGUUUAAAUCGGCAUAUGCUUACUUCGAUUUUGACCUUACUCCGAUUUUAAGAUAAGCAGAGUAAGGAGUUUACAUGACUAUAUAUAGAAUUAUUCCUGCGCAUGUAAACGUACUCAAUGUUGUUGAUCCAUCCUCAGUUUUCUCCUAUCACAGCCAUUAAACUCUGUAACUGUUUUAAAGUCACCAUUGGCCUCAUGGUGAAACCCCUGAGGGGUUUCCUUCCUCUCCGGCAACUGAGUUAGGAAGGAUGCCUGUAUCUUUGAAGUGACUGGGUGUAUUGAUGCACCAUCCAAAGUGUAAUUAAUAACUUCACCAUGCACAAAGGGAAAUUCAAUGUCUGCUUUUUUUUUAACCUAUCUACCAGUAGGUGUCCUUCUUUGCGAGGCAUUGGAAAACCUCCCUGGUCUUUGUGGUUGAAUAUGUGUUUGAAAUUCACUGCUCCACUGUGGGACCUUACAGAUAAUUACAUGUGUGGGGUAUAGAGAUGGUAGUCAUUCAAAAAUAAUGUUGAACACUUAUUGCACACAGUGAGUCCAUGCAACUUAUCGUGACUUGUUAAGCACAUUUUAGGGGUUGAAUACUUAUUGACUCAAGACAUUUAAGUUUUUCAUUUUUAAUUAAUUUCUAAACAUUUCUAAAAACAUAAUUCCACUUUGACAUUAUGGGGUAUUAUGUAGGCCAGUGACACAAUCUCAAUUUUAAUUGAUUUUAUAUUCAGGCUGUAACACAACAAAAUGUGGAAAAGUCAAGGAGUGUGAAUACUUUCUGAAGGCACCCUUAGGUCAAUCAAUGAAAUUUGGUAAAUACCGGCUCUUUAUGGCAAGACACAUCAUUCACCCAAGUUUAGUCAAAAUCAGGACAGUGGUGUCUGAUAUCGAGUGGGUUAAAUAUACUCAUCCCUGAGCUUGUGUACCACAUUUCAGCACUCUGAGUCAAACAGAUCAAGAGAUAUAAACAUGUGCCUGUUAUAGUCACUUGUCAUCUCCCCGCUGGAUUACUGCAACUCGCUGUUGGCUGGGCUCCCUGCCUGUGCCAUUAAACCCCUUCAACUUAUCCAGAACGCUGCAGCCCGUCUGGUGUUCAACCUUCCCAAGUUCUCUCAUGUCACCCCACUCCUCCGCACACUCCACUGGCUUCCAGUUGAGGCUUGCAUCUAUUACAAGACCAUGGUGCUUGCCUACAGAACUGUGAGGGGAACGGCACCUCCUUACCUUCAGGCUCUGAUCAGACCCUACACCCAAACAAGGGCACUACGUUCAUCCACCUCUGGCCUGCUAGCUCCCCUACCUCUACGGAAGCACAGUUCCCGCUCAGCCCAGUCAAAGCUAUUCGCUGCUCUGGCACCCCAAUGGUGGAACAAGCUCCCCCACGACGCCAGGACAGCGGAGUCACUGAUCACCUUCCGGAGACACUUGAAACCCUACCUCUUUAAGGAAUACCUGGAAUAGUAUAAAGUAAUCCUUCUUUCCCCACCCCCCAAUAAAAAAUAAAUAAAGGUGGUUGUCCCACUGGCUAUCAUAAGUUGAAUGCACCAAUUUGUAAGUCGCUCUGGAUAAGAGCAUCUGCUAAAUGAUGUAAAUGUAAUAGUGCCACCGGGUGGUUGAUAUGAAUGUCCUUGCAUAUGUUGAGUCUUGACAGUGUUUGCGACGUGUACCAAAUUUCCUUAACUGAUUUAUAUGCAUUAAUGUGCCAGACCACACCCAUGUGAAUGUUUAUUGGUCAAUAGAAGACAUGUUGUUUUAGGUACUAGUCUAGAAAAAAUUGCAUUGAGAUCUUUGUACCUAGAUACAACAUAUCAACUUUCGUGCAGAUUGGUCAUUCAAAAUGGUGGAAAAUCUGUCAUGGCGAGGUCCCGGAGGCAAAUUUGUUCAUUGUGAGAGGGACCUAUGUACUGAAUUUCAUGACUUAGGUCAAUCAGGGUGAUGGGGGUGACCUUUCAAAGUUUGCAUUUUCAAACUUGUUAGAGCGCCACCAUUUGGGCAAUCAGUGUAAUUUUGUAAUUGCUGGAUCUCUAUGGCAAGAUGCAUCAUUCAGCCAAGUUUCGUCAAAAUCAUGCCAGUGCUAUGAGAUUGCGUGUGACUAACGUACGGCUGGACGGAGACAGAUGCACUGUUCCAUCCCCGAUUUCGUUGUGGGGGACAACAAACCAUACAACUCUUUGCACAAGGACUACUUUUAUCAUUUUCCACAAAAAAUGUUACAAAAACGCAUUUACUUGAACAGUACAGAUGCAAAGUUUGGUGACAGAAUGAUUGCAUAAACAGCACAAACCGUCAUUCUGUUACCAAACUUUGCAUCUGCACUGUUCUUGUCCACUGAUUUCACAGUCCACACCUCUGUGGUUGUUUAUUGGAUCAUGUAGCCACACUUGAAUACAUAAAUUAGUUCUUGUGUUUCAGGGUGUCGGUGAUGUCAGUGGACAGUGCGAUCACUUGAGGAUAAAGUUAGCGUUUCCCUUUUUCCUCCUGUCCUGGCGUCCACGGUUGCCCCGGCCCUGGCAGCCAUGGCCGACUCUACAGUGGUCAGCAACCAGCAGCGGUCCGGGUCCGGUGAGACUGCUCCUUCCAGAGGACCGUACAUCGCGGUGAUCACAAACAGAAACACCAACCUGGUGAUCCGCGGGUUCAUGCUGUUCUCUAUAGGAGUGUUCCUGGCUCUGGUGCUCAAUCUGCUGCAGGUGGACGAUGUUUGUCUUUUGACUUUUAAUGAUACAUCACUUGAGCAGGAAAACAUUGAAGGUGACGGAGAGUACUAAAGUAGCUCAUCUUUGUUUUCUCUCGCUGCAGGUACAGAGGAACGUCACUCUGUUCCCCCCUGAUGUCAUCAGUAGCAUCUUCUCAUCAGCCUGGUGGGUGCCGCCCUGCUGUGGGACCGCCUCGGGUAGGACGAACACACAAACACACACAGGUUUUUACCCGCCAGCCUUGACUACUAUAAUUAUUAAAUCGUUGUCCCCUGGGUCUGCAGCACAGAGAGUAGAUGUAGCUGCUGUUCCCUAGUGGACCAGUAGAAAGGCACAACAGCCCAGGCCUGUUUCCCCCUGAGACUGAGACUCCCGUGCUCUACUGCUCAGCCUUGGGGAGAUUGAGGUUUCCACUGUUACUGCACACUGGGCUGUUUGCAUCAUGCAGUAGCUAUUGGGUUUUAUUGACUAGUCAAGACCAGAGCAGCACUUCAUGUUUACUGUACAUAGUUACUUUAACUUGUCUGUACAGUUCUUGUGUAGUAUUGAAACUAUAACUUUCAAAGGGGGCCAACCUCAACAAGUGUUUAUUUAAUUUUUUAUCAUCAGAAUAGCAUUGAUGCAAUGUGGUGGGCUGGCAUGGCAGCCUUUCUCUUCACAACAAUACUAACAGGAAUGUAUGGCAUGGACUGUGCUGCUGCAGCAGCAGUAAAGCUGAUAGUUGAUCUCUGAUCCUCUCUCCCUAUUUCUGCACCCUCUCACCCUGCAAUCCCCUACCUCUCUCUCCAUUUACCGCUCUCUCCAUCUACCUCUAUCUCCCAGCAAUGAUCGGUCUGUUGUAUCCGUGCAUUGACAGUCGGCUCGGCGAGCCCCACAAGUUCAAGCGGGAGUGGUCCAGUGUGAUGCGCUGUGUGGCGGUGUUCGUAGGCAUCAACCAUGCCAGCGCUGUAUCCUCUAGGCCUGCCUGCCUGUCUGACACUCACUGUAUUUACGUGCAUACCAUAAUACAAGAUGUGCGUAAAAACCUGUUAACCAUGGGGCAAAAUCUUCCCAUUACAUUUCCACAUUCAAAUGAAACUUUGAGUGUAUUUAUUAUUGCAACAUACUUUACAAUAAAACAAUAAAAGGAAAGAAGUAAAAUCAAAUGAAGCAAUGAAAGGGAUGAAUAAAAGUGCAUAAAACACAAAGGGUGUGUAAAACAAUAAGAUUACCAAGCUAAAAAGGUGGGGUUUUAAACGUGAUGGUCUGUUUACAAGAAAGCACCUUACUCUGAGUAGAAACCAUGGUUCCUGUGUGGACUAUCCUACAACAUGCUCAACUGUCCUUAACCCAGGCCCCCUCAGAAAGUGGACUUUGCGAACAACGUACAGCUGUCCCUGACACUGGCGGCCCUGUCCAUCGGUCUGUGGUGGACGUUUGACCGGUCUCGCUCCGGUUUUGGCCUGGGGGUGGUCAUCGCCCUGCUGGCCACUCUGUCCACUCAGCUCCUGGUCUAUAACGGAGUCUUUCAGUGAGUACUACUACAAUACCUCACAAUACAAUUUACAGGACAUACAUAUAUUAUAAUGUUAAUGCUGUAAAAAAUGUGACGCCGUUAAUCCAUUUCUUUACCUCAGACUCUUUUUAAUCACAAGUGUUUCUGCACGGACCCUAUUCCGCACGGACACUGCACUCGGUGGCAGCUGAUCUUAUGUAUCGCUGUCUGUCUCUUAAACAUCCAGCUUCGAGAAAUAAUUUUGAAGGAAAACGUACAGAAAGUUCAACCAUAAACACAUUCCCAGGCGUUUCUUUACAUAACAGCAAAAACAUCAUUUGUACAGAAGUAGCUAGCUAACCAAAUUAAUUUUUAUAAUGCAAUGGCUGAAUGCCUUUUGAUAUAACUAGCUAACUUCCCACAAUGAUUUUAAUCAGACUAGGACAACCAUUCCAUUUAGCUACUGUUUUUGUUUUAGUUCACAGGUCUACAGAUUUAAGCAAAUGAUCCCAAGUCUAGUAGUAGCAGCUUGUGACUAGUUCAUGUUCAAGUAGGCUAGAUCUAAUAGCUGUAUUACAUGAACUCAAACCUGGCUGAGAUAUUGUCUUCUGUUGAAUUCAUAAAAUUGUUGGAUAAGUUUAAAUGGUCUUUGUAUCCAUAGAGCCAGUUAUUUGUUUCCCUGUAGUCAACCUCUCCAAUCAGAAAUUGGGAGAACAGUCAUUUAGAAUGCCUGAAGCUUUAAGUGUGUGUGUGCGUGCAAGUGUUAAACUUCAAGAACAUUGAUAAGAGUGAGUAGACCUACUUAAACAUUGGGAGCAUUUUGUUUCCUCCCUUACAAUCAAAGCAUGGUAUGCCUGUAACUCAAUGCACUGCUUUUUAAAUGGAAAAAUCUUUCUUUAGGGCCAGAAUUGCAAUUCAUUAUUUUGUUUUUCAAGAUACAGGAGAUAUUUCUGUUGAUUUUCAUGCUCAUUUUGGGAUUAUCCUAUGUUUUUAAUACCCGUUUUUGUUUCAGGUAUACCUCUCCAGAUUUCCUGUACAUUCGCUCCUGGUUGCCUUGCAUCUUCUUCGCUGGUGUGAUAACCAUGGGGAACAUAGGACGGCAGCUAGCCCUGGUGAGGAUAUUUUUUUUAAUGCUGAAUUAAGAAGUUUGUCAUAGGUUUAUAAAUGUCCUAUAUACAUGUAUACAUUCAUUCACACCAGAGCUUUUUACUCUGAAUAUUCAACUGGCACAUUACAUUAUCUCUGUUCUUGUUUCCAGUAUGAAUGCAAACGAAUGUCAGGAAAGACUCAUCAAGACUGAAAGAACUUCUGGCUAUAUCAAACUUUUGCUCAAAAUAUAACUUUUUUAGCAACAAAAAAGCCAAAAGGAGGAUGUUAAAGGACGUCUGUAUGCAGCGUUGAUGGGGAUUGGUCAACCUUGGCCGAGAUGGGGCAGUCAUGCACAGGCAACCAAUUAUGUGCUUCUGUUUUGCUGAGGAGUGCUGUGCUGUAGGACAAGACUGUGUUUUGAUUGGUUGGUUCCUAUGUGCCUAUUCAGGGCCUAGGUGGACGGACAACAGCUAGCUUUAUUAUAAGCAUUCGAUGGCUGGCCUAAUGAGAGGAAUAACAAGAAUUGCUGAUGUCAUGUGUGGUAGGUAGGCCCAAUCUACAACGCAAUCUGUGAUUGCAACUCAACAGGCACCAAUAUUAGUGUUGCUCUGCUGUUGUUCAGGGCACCUCAGCACAAGUGGUGUGACACCUUUGGCUCCAUCGUGCCAAACAGACUUACACACAGGAUUAUCUGAAUUAUUUUCUUUAUUCAUCCAUUCUUUAUAUCCUUGAUAUAUUAGUAGAACCUAUAUAGCCCAUAUAAUAUGUAUAGAUACAUUUAUUCCUUGAUUUUAAAAUGUACAAUUAUAUACACACUUAUAGUACUUUUGUUGGGGGGAGUUACAUGUCGAUAAUGUCUAUUUGCUGGCAGUCAUGAGAAGGGGUGAAGUGUUUAUUGUUGCACUUAUUUAUGACAUCCUAGAGUUAUAUCAAAGCAACCAGCAUACUGGGUCCAGUUGGUAUUUCAACCAGCCUUACCUGCCCCUGCAUUCAAUGUUUAAUUUCAAUUAAAAUAGCUAUUUUGUUAAAAGAAAAAUGCUCAUAAAAGUUUAUGGGCAAAUUUCACUUGUGUUCACUUCCUGAAUUGAAAAUUGAAUUGACCCAAACCCUGAUGAAAUCCAAUCAGAGACCAUGCUUCCCAUUUCAUUGUCCAACCAGCAGGUGCACACACGUGUCCACAUCAUCAGUGGGUUCUUGGGUCAGAGGUAGUGCUGAUAAGCGAUAAGUGCUUUUUGAGUUCGGUUCGAUUUAUUUAAAAGAGUCUCACGUUUUCGGUUUUCAUUAUUAUUUUUAAACAAUAAAUGCAUUGUGGGUUGAAUUGUGUAACAACACAGAAUAAAACAAU